Messenger RNA from Alternaria triticimaculans, 1014 nucleotides. RefSeq lists its product as uncharacterized. The transcript is spliced from 4 exons. The record is from RefSeq and is a predicted model, not a curated record. Bases 1 to 1014 code for a protein of 337 amino acids. Lineage: Eukaryota; Fungi; Ascomycota; Dothideomycetes; Pleosporales; Pleosporaceae.
AUGGAGGUGCGCACUCCGCCCGCUGUAGGAUUCUUUCUCGACCAUGAAUACGUUUCCCAUACCCUCAGGCACAUUCGGAUUCUGAAACACAUCGAAGUACCCGACCGAGCUAAGCUCAAUCGCACCAGGCCUCAUCAAAGGCGUAGCAAUCUUACGUUGAAGACCCGACAGCGAUUCCAGAACCUCAAGCAAAAGCUGGCCAAAAUCACGGCAAAACUAGACCAGCUCGAGAACGUUCUCCAGCAGUACUUGAAGGAUCACAUGACUCACCGUCAUGGAAUUCUUUUGGGACUACUACAAACAAAGUUUGCCCGAGAACUUCGCAAUGAGGUAUACGGCUAUAUGAUAAGCGGCGACCAGUUGGCGAUCAGUAUCAAUCAUCAUGACCUGGUCGCGACUGCCUCGCCAGCAUUCGCCAUACCCGGCCACACGAUCGCAAGUCGUUCCAAGCACUUCCAGACGUCACUCACACGUGGUGGUUAUGGCCACUUACUCGAAGCGAGGGCGAUACUCAAGGACACGAUGCUGGAGCUAGCGCACGCAUGGUACAGGCUCUCCACGUUUCGUUUCAUGCAAGCCCACCACGUCAAUCUGUUCCUUGAAACCGAUUUUCAUGGCUUCGGCCUCGACACGCAGAAGCUAAUCCGGAGUAUUGAGGGUAAACUGUUCACCCCUGUUAUCUCGUCAGGCGAUUGUGACAAACUCGCUAAAGAUCUGGCUGAGCUUUACACGCUCAAGACUGGUGCCAACGUUCUGCUCAGCUUCCAGGCUAUACCGACAGACGCAGUGUUCAGGGCAAUGGCAGACCCCAGCGCAGCAGUCCCGCCCCAGGAUCUCGCACUCCUCUUUCCAGGCAUUCAGAACUUGAUUGCAGCCAAAUACCAUGUCACGGUGAAGCUGGGCUACCACUUGAAGUUCAAGGUUGUAAGCGAGGAGCUGACGGAAGAGUGUUGGAAGGAGAAAAUCGAGGAUAAUGACAAAGCCAUACUUGCGAAACGCGCCCUCCGUGAAUGA